GACCACUAUGGAGCCUCUCAGCCUGCUGCUCUGCUGGGCCCUUUUGGGGGUAGCCUGUGCUGAGGAGCCCAAGGAGCGGGACCCCUUCACCUAUGAUUACCAGUCUCUGCGCAUUGGGGGCCUCAUCUUUGCCGUCAUCCUCUUCCUGCUGGGCAUCCUCAUCAUCUUCAGUCGUCGCUGUCGCUGCAAGUUUAACCAACAACAGAGGACGGGGGAGCCUGACGAGGAGGCGGGGACCCUGCGCAGCUCUAUUCGCCGCCUGUCCACUCGGAUGAGAUGAGUGGGGCAGGUGAGUGAUUGGGGGGCGGACCUGGACGCCUGGUUUCUGAGCUGG
This is a messenger RNA of Alligator sinensis (Chinese alligator), 334 nucleotides long. Its product is annotated as phospholemman-like. The coding region runs from base 8 to 280 and encodes 90 amino acids. Gene Ontology annotation, molecular function: sodium channel regulator activity. The transcript is spliced from 6 exons. NCBI's taxonomy places the organism in Eukaryota, Metazoa, Chordata, Crocodylia, Alligatoridae. Gene Ontology annotation, biological process: regulation of sodium ion transmembrane transporter activity; monoatomic ion transport. The record is from RefSeq and is a predicted model, not a curated record. Gene Ontology annotation, cellular component: membrane.